Messenger RNA from Amaranthus tricolor (Joseph's coat), 1105 nucleotides. Its product is annotated as expansin-like A2. Bases 28 to 819 code for a protein of 263 amino acids. Gene Ontology annotation, cellular component: extracellular region; plasmodesma; plant-type cell wall. The transcript is spliced from 5 exons. The record is from RefSeq and is a predicted model, not a curated record. Lineage: Eukaryota; Viridiplantae; Streptophyta; Magnoliopsida; Caryophyllales; Amaranthaceae.
UGCAAUAUUAAACCAAAUAAUUAAUUAAUGGCUUCCAUUUUGAUUUCAUUUCUAGUUAUCUUCUUGUCAUGUGUUUCUGCUUCGGCUACUGCUUGUGAUCGUUGCUUGCACCAAUCAAAGGCCACUUACACCUCUCAAAUCUACUCUGGAGGAUGUGGAUAUGGGCCCCUGGCCUGGAAUUUUAAUAAUGGACUACUUGCUGCUGGCCUUCCUUCGCUUUUCAAACGUGGUUUUGGCUGUGGUGCUUGCUUUAAGGUAAGGUGCAAGGAUAGUGCACUUUGCAAAGAAGAAGGGACAACGGUGAUAUUAACUGAUAGUGAAGGUGAUAAUAGAACCGAUUUACUUCUUAACAAAGAUGCUUUUUCGGCCUUGGCAAAUUAUGGGAUGUCACAACAACUCUUGAACCAUGGCAUUGUUGACAUCGAGUAUAAAAGGGUGCCAUGUGUUUACGAGCAUGAAAACUUAGCAAUCCGAGUGGAAGAAUACAGCCAAAGGCCUCAUUAUCUUGCUAUAACAGUCUUAUACCAAGGUGGACAAACGGAAAUUACAGAUAUUAACAUAGCUACGGUGGGGCAACGUGUUUGGCCGGGCUUGAGGCAUAAAUAUGGGGCUGUAUGGGAAACAAAUCGUGUGCCAUCAGGUCCAUUGAGAUUUUUGUUCAUAGUUAAUUCCGGGGAUGGAGAUUUUAAUUACUAUCGAACUCAAAUAAUAUUACCAGCUGAUUGGACACCGGGAGUUAUUUAUAAUACAGAAGUACAAAUUAAAGAUACUGCUCAAGAAAAUUGCUAUCCUGAGCCUUGUGAUGAAAGCACUUGGUAAUUUCAUUUGUAAGAAGAAAAAUGUUUUUUAAUCAAAAAAUUGUAUACAAAAAUAAAAUAUGGUGAUUGUUGAAUUGCCAUAUACUCCUAGGCUUUAAAUUAAAAGUGUGAUUUAGUUUUCAUAUCUUAUUUUUCGUAUUCAUCCUUUCUUUUUUUGAAAAAGAAAAAUGUUUGAGUGAGGUGUGAGUUUGUAUGAUAUAAUGAUGUGGAUUGAUGGCAAAAAGGUAUUUUAUGAUGUAUUGAAGAAUAUGUUAUCAUCAUGAAUUCAAGAUAAUUAAUUAUGUGUU